AGAUGGACGUCAUAAUAAAAUGUUACAAUUAAGUCUAAUAUUAACUGCUGUGAAUAUCAAAAUUUAAAAAUUACUUCUCUUAAGUCUCGAAUACGUGACGUCACUUCAUUCUACUAUACAGAGUAAUGGCGGCUGACACUGAAAAACAGUGGCCCAUUCGAGAAGAUGGAUGUCUCAGUGUAGAUGUAAAUACAAGCCAUGUGAUCUACAAUUCGUCACUGAAUUCUGUUAUAUUAUCUAGUAGAGAUCAGUCAGUAACAAUAUUAGAUGCUCUUUCUGGUGCUUUUUUGCAAAAAUCGGACCUGUCUGGUAAGAUUCUGUUCAUUACUAGGAAGUCGAACUAAUAAAGCCCAAAUAAUAUAAAAAAGAGAAUAAGUUAGUUAGGCCAAAUAAUUGAGUAAUAAAGGGCUAAUUAGUUAUGCUAUAGGCCUACUAAUUAUUAAUCUAGCUGAAUGCAGAUUUAGUGUAUUAACUCAUCCUUAGCCAAUCUUUUGUAAUACGUUUCAGGUUUUAGGGUUAAAUUUAAGUUUAAGCCUUAAGCUACAAACAAGCACAAAAAAUCACUACUCACACUACUAACAGUAAUUUGGUAAAUGUGCUGUUAGCUGCAUGGUUUUUGCCAAGAGUUGAUUUUCCUAAGCCCAGUGACUACACUUUGGAGAAUCCCAACACUGGACUUAGGGUGACUAGACCAACAGUUGGACCUAACGAUGAGAAUGAUAACUUCCCAUUAUUCACUGAGCAUUAUUCGCGUCUCAAAAACAUAAUCGGACAAUAGAUACAGUGGUAUCCGCGCCAUGGCGUUUUCCCAUGGCCCCACCUUGGUUGACAUUAACUGUGACUUGUCAUGGACAUUAAGGUGGCGGCCAUGUAAAAAACAUGUCUGCUAAAAUGGGGAGUGGAGAGGGAGAGAAUGUGCUAUUUUGCAGCUUACAGAGAAAAAUAACAAUACAACAAAAAUGUUAAAAUUUUAUGAACAAAUUUCUGCCCAGUACAUUAGUUUUGUGGUGAACGUAGUUUGUGUUGAGCAUAUCAACUUUAUUGCAUCCAUCUAGACAUAUGGCAAGAAGUCUCAAUGACCUGCGGUCGCCCCUGACGUAAUUUCAUCCAAUACAUGCUCAGUUCCCUUGACUGAAAUUAUAACAUUUGCGGCUACAGUUACACACUGUAGUAAGAAAACUGUAAAAUGAAGAAAAACAAUACAAAAUAAUUUUAAAAUAAUGAAAACUCAAAUUACAAUUUCAUAUAGAAUACACUUAUACAUAUUUUAUUUCAUUUUCCACCAAAAAGAAAAUCCAAAAGUUGUCAGAAAAUCAAUAUAAUACAAUAAUUAAACCCAUUUUUUCCAAAAUGCUGGAGAAUUUAAAUAUUAUAAUUAACCAACAAAUGUAUUUUGAAUUAAAAACAUUCCAUUAUUAUAUUAAGGAAAAGUUAACUCUAGUAAAAACCCAAAGUAAUGAUAAACAAAAUGGAGAGAAUCCUACACAGACACAUAUCUAAUUAAAUAAAGCAACAUCUUAUGGUAUUUUUUAAAAUUCCUCAUUUAAUCAUAAUCAUCUUUUUCAUUUAUAAUGGGCUUUUUGCUCUAAAAAUGACAGUAUCAAAAAAUUCUCAAAGAUACUGUUUGUUUAUGAACAGUAUAAAUAUAAAUUUAUUUCAGAUGGCUGGUCAACAGAUUAACAGUGGUCCCCAAUUUUUUUAUUGUAAAGGGGCCUUUGAACAAACAUAUUUAAAGACCUUUCAAUUCAGAAAUAAUAAUAACUUUUCCUUCUUAGUAUAUUUAAAAGAAUUAUUCUUAACUUUUAAAUGACAACUUUCUAGUUUUUAAUUUCAGGAUAUGCUUAAAUUUGGAGCUGAUCUGUCUUGUUUGUUUUUUUUUCUAGAAAAGGGUCUGCCUUAAAGAAAAAUAAUUUCACAUUUUAUUGGGACAGAGUUCCUAAAGUUUAAAAACAAUAAUUUAUCAUUUUCAGGCCACAAAUGCGAUACUUUAGAUGUCAUCUAUCUUCCUGAAAAAGACAAAACUGUUUACUGCGACGGAUGUGCUAUAGGUGUCAGGGGAGAUUUUCAAGGCAUUCUUCUUUUGGACACUGCUUUGCAAACUCCAGUCAAUAAGCCAGAAGAUAUUGUAAAAAUUGAAUUACCAUUAGUUGAGGUAAUAAUACAUUAACUACACAUUUCCCUUAGCUAUAGACUUAAAGGGUGCAUUUGCUUCAAAAAUAAAAAAUGUAAAAUUAAUUAACAAAUCUACUUGGAAUUUAUUUCACUCAGAAUUAAUGGGACAACUCAGAAUAUCUUUCCUAUGUGCCAUGAUUUGUGUUUUAAUAAAAUGCAGUUGUAUCUGGCUCAACCUGUUAAUCUCAUAGUUUUUUUUGGUACUAUGUAAUGAAAUUAAUUUUUUGUACAAUGUAAUGAGAUAAACUGUAAAAUAACACAUUCUUAAAAAAAUCUUCAGGCAAUCCAGUUAAGGAAGACUUUGCUAUCAACUGAUCUCAGUGGGAAGGAGUUUGUGGAUGAUUUUGCUAAGGAAUUAACCCAUGGUAUUGAGAAAACUCAAGAUGCUACACAAGGAAAUCACAAAACUGCCAAGGUUGGCUUAACAUUUUUAUUUAACUCUGAUCAAUGCUGUUUCACUUUUAUUAGAAUCCUUUUGAGGAAAUUAAUUUUAUGCAAUUCACCGCUGUGAGCAAAGUAAAUAAAAAUGUCUGCAACUGAAUACACAAAGAAGGCGGCGGGAAAAGGUGCCUGCCCUUGCUUCAGCUGAACACUUUGAAACUCUGCCAUCACAAUAGGACAAGUGUCCAGGCUUUCUUCCGGCCUGACCCAUUCUCUUAGGAUUGGACUGAAAAUAUCUUAUGGUCUUAACUUUGCCCUCUCUUUACAUUUCCGUGAAGGCCACCCUUCAAACAGGACUUCAGUUGGCUUUUAUCCCUAGUGAGGCAUGCACAGAAUAAAAUGGGGGCACUAUAAUACCCCAACAAUAAAAUUUAUUUCUUUUUUUUUUAAUCAUGGAAGCGAUGCACUCAGCCCACACUUUAAAUCCAUAAACAGUUGCUGAAUUGGACUUUUGCUAUGAAUUUUAAUUUCUGCUUUUGAUUGGAUUUCCUAGCAUAAUGUAGAGACUGUUAUGAAGAGUUUGUAUUCUUUUUAUUACUUUAUUAUAAAAUACAUUUCUGUUAAAUGUUUUAAAAUUAUUUCUUUUACAGUGGGCAACAGUGUGCUUGCAAAUGCAGCAUCUUGUGCUUAAGUCAGUGUGCUCUUCUCUGCUGGAUGAGCUCACAAAGACCAAUCAAACUGGCCAGGGUUUCCCUGUGGCAUCAGCGCUUGUUGACAGGCUUGGAUUUUUGUUGCCUAUCACCAGAAUUGAGAUCAUGAAAGAACCAGUUAACAGGGCAUUAAUGUACAGUGAGGCAGCAAGAAGGGAGACCUUUGCUAACUGGCCACAUAUGAACUACAAGUAUGAUCUCAUUUAUUUACAGUGGUGUCACUCCGUAAAGUUCAAAAUAGAAUAAAAAUAGUUAUUAACUAAAAAAUUAUUGUGAUAAACUCCCCUUAAGCCAGUUUGUAGGGUCAUUAAGACUGGAAAAAUGAACAGGACCAAAUGACAUAGCUAGCUGCUGGCUCAGUUUGUAACAAAUUUUAUGUAACAUAUAUAUAUAAUUUUUCUAUUUAAUCAUAAAGGUGGGCCUUGCCAGAACCUAUGGCACAAGCAGGGUUUUUUCAUCAUCCAAAUCUGCAUGGUGAUGAUAGAGCCAUGUGUUUUACGUGCAAUGUAUGUCUAGUUUGUUGGGAGCCCACUGAUGAACCUUGGUGAGUAGAACAAAUUUCUAAUUUUUUUUUUGUUAUAUAAAUAUUUGAUUCCUUUUUUAAAAGAUGUUUUAAAAAAAAUUGUUUGUUAUUUUGACAGGUCUGAGCAUGAGCGUCACUCACAGUCAUGUCCAUACAUUAAAGGGGACUGUACCCAGAAUGUACCUUUAACUGUUACCUACGCUACCCAGCCUGCUCAAUUUCACGGGGAUGCUCAACAGGUAUCAGAGAAUGUCGUAUUAAACAUUUUGAUAUCAAUUUAAAAUAUAUUGUGGUGGUUAACCAUGAUUCUAUUCCAAUUAAUGUGUUCUUAACCUUAGGUCAUGAUGUGGUUUAAGAAAUACAUAUCUGUCAUUUAAGUUGAUCUAUUUUAUUUUAAGUUAGUUUUUAUAUUGAGACUUGUCAUUUUAAAGGGAAUAGAAGAACAAGGUAUGUUGAAGCUUAAAAUAGAAGGACAAUAAAAGAAGAAAGUUUUGGCUAAGAACCUCCUCAGCAGACAGGACAAAUAAAGAAAUAACAAGAAGUAGAAAGUAGUUAAAAAAUCGCCAUUUAUGCUGGAAGUUGGGUUUUUCAAAACCAACAUUACAGGAAGUAAAAUAAUUUAUGUAUUAUUACUGUGAAAAAUAAGAUUUCAACGCACAAAAAUAUUUCUAUUUCUUGUUAUUUCCUCAUUUGUCCUGCUGAAACGUUCUUUUAUUGUCUUUCUAUUUCAAGCUUUCACAUACCCGUUUUUCUAUACCCUUCAUUUAUUGUAAUUUUAAAGCUAGAUCAUCAUUUCCAUGCUUCCAGCAAAUUACGGACAUUAAGCCAAUCAUUGUUGCAAGUCAUGAAAUCUGGAUUAAUGACAAUGGAUUCAUUCCCAAGCCUCACAUAAAGCAUUUUCAAUACAGUCUUGCUUACUUUUUGCUACAUUUUCAGAAAAUUGCAUGUGUCAGUACAACACUGAAUGAAGAUUUCAUAGCAACAUCAACAAGGGAUGGAAACAUUGUAGUUUGGGACAUAAGUCACAUUCUUAAGGUAAAAUAGAUAACAUUUAUUAACUGUAAUGAAUUUGGUUAUAAAGCUUUUGUUUCUGUGAAAAGUUUUAUACCAUAAUUAAGCAUAACAAUAACAGUUUCAUAAUUCAACAUUCUUGGUUGGGUCUAUAUUGAUUCUUUUUUGUUGUUGUAUGUAUUUCAGAAGCACUGCCAGUUUGACAUUGAUCUCACUGAUACUUUGGUGGCCCUGAAGACUGGCCUACAAAUUGAACGUUUUCAAUCUCAUCAGCAGUCUCAUUUAGUAGCAUCAAAGUAAUUCAUUUUUUUUUUUUUUUUUUUUUUUUUAAAAAGAAGAAGAGCUCUAGAUUUGUAAUUUUAUAUAGUAAAACAAAGAAGGUCAAACAUGAAAAAAAGGAACGCAACAAAGCAAUGAACAUGUCGGGAGGAAGCCUUGUCAACAACAGAAAAAACGGAAUAAAAUUUCAAAAUAACACUUAGCUGAGAAAUAGUAUUUGAGAGGGCAGAAAAAGAAUUGUGCACAAUUAUGUUUUUUAUGUUGUUUGGCGGAGGCUUCAUGCUGACACGUUUGUUAUUUUGUUGUGUUCCUUUUUUUUUAGGUUUGAUCUUACUUUGUUUAACUCCUAUUUUGCUAGCCUGUUUGCAAACUCUCCCCCUAUUACCAUGUAAUUUUAUAUAGGUAAUUAUUAAUGCAUUGAUGUUUUUGAAUGCAUACCUUAUCAGUUCAUUCAAGAGCAACUUUUCUUUUUAAAAACAUGAAAACUUAACAUAAUUCAAAUUUUGAGAAUAUAAUGCAAUUCAGUCUUAUUUUGAAAAUUACAUCAAAUGUUACAAUUUCUGUAAAAUGUAUUGCACCUGCAUCAGGAGUAUAUUUUAUGUCUUAUUUUAGUGUUCCAAAUUAUUAUUUUUUAACUCAAAAAAAACAAAACAGCUUUAACAUUGUUAAAUUUAUAUAUAGCAUAAUUUUGUCUAAAUUAACCUUAAUCCAGAAAUGACCUGAAGGAUCAGGAGACAUUGUGUGAUGAAGAAGUCUGUAACAUCGCUCUUCAUGAGAGACACAGAGAAGGUAAGGGUUGCACUAUAUCUUUUAUGAAGAAAGUUAGUCCAAGUAUGGUUCAUUCUUCUAGCACAAAAUCACACCAUAGACAUUUAAUUUAUUGCACAGAAAAAUCGGUAAUGAUGCUUUUAACUAAAUUCCAUAAGUUAGGCUCAUGCUAUUUCUCAUAAAAGCAAUGUACUGAAUUCCCAUUUGUAUCAGAAACUACAGAGUCCGCUUUAGCAGUGUCAUUUUAUAAAGAGAAACAGCACACUGAUUUUGUUCCAACGAUUGUAUUUAUAAAAAAUAUAUAUGGCUUUAAGGCUGAGAUCCAGCAAACGGAAAUUACCCAUAAAUAUCAAUUAUUGAAUAAAAGUGUAAACAUAUAUAUUUUUCUUCGUUCUUAAAAAUCUUCGUUUAUUUAAUGUUUUACUUGAUCAGCUUAGCGCACUUAUGACAGCAACAAAAGUAAGAAAAACUACAACAUUAUUUGUUACUUAACGGAUAAAUAUUUGUAUUUUUAGAUAAACAAGCUGUGAAUGGAUCCCAUAGACCAUCAGAAGAUCUAUUUGUAACAUCUUUGUGUAUAGCAGAUGAAACAAAGUGGAGGGAGGACAUGAUUUCACCUAAUCCUUCAAAACCAUCUUCUGUUCAUGAUGCUCAGCUUUCACUUUUUUGUGGACUUUCUCUUCGGCAAACCAAAUCUCCUGAAAUGGGGGACGGGAAUGCACACAUUUGUCCUGAAGGGAGUGGUGUUUGCUGCAGUAAUAACUUGAAUGUUCAGUUAAUGAAUGAAGUGAAUGAGGCGGUGAGUAGUGAGUCUAGACUUAUAACAGACGGACAUUAUUCAACUGACUUUAUUAUGCCGGAAAGUCGCCUGACUCCCUACAUUAUUGUGAUUUCAUUAAUUGAAGAAGCUCGCUCUUCUAGUCGGGCGAGCCCUAAAAAAAAGAUACCUCAAUCACCAGUGAUGAGUAAGCCAUCUUUUGACAAAGAGGAUCUUUCAGCAUCUCCGAGCAUGUUGGGAAACACAACC
Molecule: messenger RNA, 6871 nt
Organism: Lymnaea stagnalis (great pond snail)
Lineage: Eukaryota; Metazoa; Mollusca; Gastropoda; Lymnaeidae
Source: the annotation of a GenBank genome assembly